This is a messenger RNA of Spodoptera frugiperda (fall armyworm), 4548 nucleotides long. RefSeq names its product sodium-dependent neutral amino acid transporter B(0)AT3-like. Gene Ontology annotation, biological process: sodium ion transmembrane transport. The record is from RefSeq and is a predicted model, not a curated record. Bases 113 to 1735 code for a protein of 540 amino acids. The transcript is spliced from 12 exons. NCBI's taxonomy places the organism in Eukaryota, Metazoa, Arthropoda, Insecta, Lepidoptera, Noctuidae. Gene Ontology annotation, cellular component: membrane.
CUUCUGUCUGCUGUCAAGGCCAGUAUAUUUUGACAAAUGUUUAUAACCCAGACAUAAGAUAUUAUUUUCUACAAUUAUUAAUUUAUUUAUUUAGAUAUAAUUCCAUUUCAAAAUGAGUGAAACCGCGAGCACUCGUUCCAAAACUAUGACGGAGUCUAUUGAUUCUGAGUCCACAGAAAGUUCACUGGUAUACGACCGCUGGACGAACAACAUCAGCUACCGCCAGCUGGUGGUGUCGGCCUGUAUCGGCAUCUUCCAAGUGUGGUGGCACCCCUACCUGCACGACUUCCGAAGGUUGCUGCCCUUCAUCUUCCUCUACAAUAUAUUCAGCGUCUUCAUCGGGUAUCCUCUGUUCUACCUGGAACUCGCGCUGGGAGUGGCCACCAAGAAGAGCGUGCUCAACUGCUGGGAUAUAGCGCCGAUGUCACGAGGUAUAGGUUUCGCGAUGCUAUCGACGUGCGUGUUCAGCGCGCUGGCGACGGGCGGGGUGGGCGCGUGGUGCCUGGCGCUGACGGUGCACUCGGUCCACACCUUCCUGCCGUGGCUGCACUGCGCGGCAGACGCCCAGCCGCCCUGCGCGGCGCGACACCGGCCGCUGCCAGCGGGGAGCGAAACACCCCCGCAGUCCUUCUUUUAUAACUUCGUGUUGGACCUGAAGCGCGAUGGUCUGGUGGGAGGUCUGGGCAACGUGGUGUGGGAGCUGCUGAUCUACUACGUGAUAUGCUGGAUACUCAUCUACUUCAUAGUCUUUAAACGGAUGUACAGCUUCUCAAAGUUUGUCUCGCAGCUGGUGAUGUUCAAAGACGUGUUGACGUACUUCGUGUUGGUGUGCGUGGGUGUGGGCGCGGUGCAGCUCAAGGGGGCCACCCGCAUGUUCAGCGACUGCGACUGGAGCGUGCUGUUUGAGAACUUACAGAUAUGGCGCGAAGCAAUGGAAUACUCGCUGAUAGAGAUGACAGUGUGCCAAGGGUCCCUGAUAAUGCUGGGCUCGUACUGCCCCAAGGUGCAGCACAAGCUUGGUACCACGGCGAUGCUUGCGUUUGCCGUGUCCAAGUCCAGUUGUAUGACGGCCGCGCUUGUACUGGGAGCCACGCACGGAGCUUUGUAUAAAGAUUACGAGAAUUCCACUAAUAUUUGGCCGGGUGCGUCCUCGUCAAUGAUCCUGUGGUCGGACUUCGUAGCGCGUAUCCCCGGCAGCCAGUUCUGGUCCGCUCUCAUAUUCUUUACGAUGUUCGUCUUAGCACUUACCACAACGGCGCUGUCGGUACAAACGAUAAUGUCAGCGUUCACGGGACACUCCAUCAGGAAGAUCACGUGGGCUUUCCUCAUAGUGAUCUGUGUGCUCUUUUGCUUGAUCGGAACCAUAACUUUGUGUACACAGGGUGGUUUAUACGUAGUAAACUUCUUAAUAAACUGGCCCGCAUCAAAACCUCGUGUGCCUAUCGCGGCAUUGAUCGCUACGGUAGUCACCUACGUGUAUGGACAGACCACUUUCUGUGAAGACGUCUACUUGUCCGUCGGAGAAUACCCCAGCGUGUUCAUGAGGAUCUGUUGGGCACUCUCCCCAGCCCUAAUGAUGUGCGUUUUUGCUGGCGGCGUGGCCACGUGGGAGACGAGCGAGGCGAUGGCCGGCUGGCUACUGCUGGGCGUGGCCAUGAUACCUAUCGUCCUCGUCAUGCUUUUAUACGCAAUGUUCCAGUGCAGAGUUAGAAAUAUCGUUCGAGACGAAAAGUAAUCGUUUAAAAUAAAGUGCAUCGUUUGUAUUUAACAGUUAUUGCUUGAAUGAUAAAAUGAAAGAUUUUGAUCAGAAUGACAUCUUAUUUUAUUCACAAAAUUUUUCAUAACACCAAUUUGUUACCAAAAUAAAGGAUUAUUUUAUAAUUAGUCAUACACACAUAUCCACAUAACAACUUAGAAAGCUGAUCAUAAUAAAUAUUGUACGAUGUUUAAAUGUUGGCAUUUUUUUGUCUUUUUUAAAGUGAACAGUAUCUAUUAUGACCAGCAGGAGUAUUUUUACACAAUAAUUAAUUCAGUUUGAUAAUGAAAUGUUAAAUCAGCUUCGCUUGAUUGGGAAAAACACUCCUUCUAAUUAAUACAGCCUUGGAUCUUACUUCUAAAAUUAAACGUAACUUAAAUAAUGAACUUCUCAUAUAAAAAUAAUAAUGAUAAGCAUCACUACAUACAUCUUUUUUUAAAGUUUACAUCUAAGUAGAUAGACCGCCAAAGUGUUCAUUGUAAAGUAUAUUCGUUUAAUUAGACUAUUGCCUUGUGUUCAAAGAUAUAUUAUUUACAGCAUCGGUAACGAGGUUAUUAAUAUUCGAUAAAUAUAUGAAUUGCACCAAAAGAUACAUCUGAUGGGGACUAGAUUGGAAACAAAAUAACACUUGUUCACAAUAUAUACGAUGGCGUAAUAUUUGGCUUUCAUACAAUUUAGAAUCACAAGAGACAUGGACAUCAAAUACUCGAUAUUACCAUCACUUUUUUUUAAUGCGAGGCAGGCCGAACUAGCACAAACAGAACACCUAAGCUUAUUUAUGAGAUAAUUAAAGUUUGGAAAACAGGAACAACUGGUGUGUGUGACGUCAAAUGCAUGCAUGGAAGUAUACUCUUUAUUCUAAGCAAAUAUUAUGAACCGGCCUGCCAGUCUUGUUACACCAAUGCUAUCUAUUAUAACCCUAAUCUAUUUUACAAUAAUUUGAUAUUAAGUGGAUUCACGACGGCAUACAUGUGACAGGAUAUAAUCUUAGUAAAUUCUAGGCCUUGUUAUUUGCAAAUAGGAAAGUAUUCGCGCUCUCAAUGAAACAGUUUUGUGAUUACAAUAGACAUUUAUUCAAUUAUCACUUGGUUUUGCUUGAAAAAUAAUUCGUAAUUAUAUUAGUUUGUUCUGUACAAUAGCACGGUCAUACAUAUGGAUGAGAACGCGAAAUACUAUCGAUACAAUAAGGUGACAAUUCCCAAAUAUUUGUGCUAUAGGAACAGAGAGCAAGCGGAUCAUUAUACAUAACAUUCAUACUGUAACAUGUGUAAUAAGACGCUAAACUAUUCCACAUCGAGAAUAAGCUCUGUAAUUAUUUUUAUUGAAGCAAUUUAUUACUGAGGAAACUGUACACAGAUUCUUACAAUUUAUAAGAAAAUAUUAAAUUUUAUAUUACCACAAAUAUCUAGAUGAAAUAAUCUAGUAAUCGUCAUUUAUCGUACAUAUCAAUCCAGUUCACUAAUAUUCAUAGUUGCUAUUUAAUUUUUUAUUAUAUUUUUUUCUAUUUUCGUUUUAAAACGAAAAUAUAUUACAUAAGCUGCUCUCUGCUGUUAAAUUAAACUAGUCAUAAAGUAAUUCGAUAUCCCUCACAACUAUUUUGAUCUGAUAUUUAUGAACUAUGUAUUAUUAUCAGGAACAUCUACAAAUUGAUUAAACUUGGAACUAAUAUACACAAUGCAAUAAUUUUACAUCUAUCAUCUAUACUGAUUAGUAUACCGUAGUAAUGAUGUACAUAGUUUGCGAUUUGGGUGACUGAUAUAAAGUUUCACAUAAACAAGUCAAACAUGUCGGCUACUGGUGUUUGGCACACUACCCAACAACUAGUCACAGCCAACUACGUGCUCCAGUAACUAGACAACGGUAACUAGACUCGCCGCUAGCUACGCAUACACUACGUACGUCAUGAUCGUGCCUCGCUAUUCUUAGUGUACUAACAUGUUCAUUGUUUAUGCAAUUAACCUGGAUAGGUUAUGUGCUCAAUCAAGAUGCGACCAUAUGAGUUUUUACUCCAUUUAGAUUUAAGUUAGUUAUAUAUUUCAAUAAAUACGCAACACAGACACUUAACUAAAAAGGCAGCGUUUUGUUACUAUAAAAUCUUACUAGCUAUGUGUGCUUGUGUUCACAUCAAAAUAAAAUAAAAAAACAUAAAUAACAGACAUUCGGGGACCCUGCGCUCAGUCUUACGCAUAAAGAUUCCACCACAUACUCCACAGGACAUCGCUAGUACGUACCGUUUUACGUUAAGGCCUAUCUAUCAUAUGUCUACAUUAAUCACUUGAUAAACCACUCAGUAUGUUACAAGUAUCAACCCGCUAGGAGCUUAACUAAUGCAAUAAAGGAACUCUUUACAAAGACGCGAUCAACGUAAACUUUCCAGUGUUCAUGUUCUGUGUCAACAUUGUUUGCGCACCUCACUGAACAAAACCUACGGAACUGAAGCAUACAAACACAAUAACAAGCAGUAAAAUCAGCAAUACUUCACACUUGAUAAAUAAAUAUCGCUAAAACGAGAGGAACAGAUUUAUAAAAACUAAUAGUCAGUAAAUUAAAUUGUGCAAGUAAAAAAAUGCUGUGGGUUCGUAGGCCAGCGGCCUAACGCGGCUCGUCUAGGUGGCCAUUUCAUAAUUAUAUUAGAAAAUAGAUGAAUAAAUUCGUAUUAUUCUUAUGGAACAUUUCAUGUUAUAGUUUAUGUACAAUUGCAAGCAGCUGCAUCAAUAUCAUUUUAAAAUUCGUGACGUUUUUCUAAUAAGUAAUGACUGAGGUCGGUCGUGCAAACAGCUCAAUGAACAUGU